Molecule: messenger RNA, 1460 nt
Organism: Drosophila subpulchrella
Lineage: Eukaryota; Metazoa; Arthropoda; Insecta; Diptera; Drosophilidae
Product: angiopoietin-related protein 7-like
Exons: 2
Coding region: 9-1226 (405 amino acids)
Source: RefSeq, a predicted model, not a curated record
UCAGGAAAAUGAAGUCGUACUUUACGUUUUUUCUGUCGUUUUGGCUUUUAAAUGAGCUUUCUGCCACGGGAGCCCCAUUUACGGAUGUAUAUUCGGCUCAGUCAUUGGAAAAUCAGUGCAACGGAUAUUGUUUUUCUAUUCUGAAGCCCGUUCUCCACCGAAAUGGGCAACUUGAGGAAUCAGCAAAAAAUAUCGAAGAACUUCAGAGUUUAAAAAACCAAAUAGAGAGCAAGAAAGAACUACUAGUUGUGCAAACUCGAGAAACCAAUUAUCAACGUGAAGUGAUCAAGACAUUGACAGGAAAUAUCCAAGGUCUGCAGGGUGAAAUGGAAAACAGAGACUCUCAGAUUAGUGGUCAAAUUGAACAACUAAAAAAGAAUAAUGACGAAAAAGUUAAGACUCUGACCGAAACUCUAAAAGAUUUGGAAAGUAGGCUAGAAAUCAUGGGUUCCAAAAUCGAUAAUCAAACUGAAUUGAUAAAAGCUAAAAAUGCAGAGGUAGUGAAUUUGACAGACUAUAUUCAAGACAUGCGAAGUGCAAUUAACAACAAAUUGUGUACGGAAUCCAUUAGCAAAAAAACCGAUGAUCUAUUGAAGUGCAAUCGACAGGACUUCUGCCCCCGCGAAGGACCUAGUGAUAUUUACAAAAUCCACCCAAGUACAUUCGAAGCUCCCUGCAGUUCAGAUGGUUGGCUAACUAUUCAAAAACGUUUUGACGGCUCCGAGAACUUCGAUCGACCCUGGAAGGACUAUAAGGAAGGGAUCGGCAACAUAAGAGGAGAGUUUUUUAUCGGGCUUGAAAAACUGCAUGUUAUGACUCGGGAACGUCCUCACGAACUUUACAUUAAACUUGGCAAGGUGAACGGAUCCACAGGCUACGCUCACUAUGAUGAUUUUAAGAUUGGAAGUGAACUGGAAUCGUAUGUGUUGUCGAUAGGGACAUAUAAUGGUACAGUCGGAGACUCUCUAGAUUACCAUAGGAACCAAAAGUUUACUACAUUUGACAGAGAUAAUGAUGAAGAUAAAGAAUUCAAUUGCGCUGAAAACGAAUGGGGUGGUUGGUGGUAUAAAAAUUGUGCUUACAGCAAGCUAAAUGGAAUGUUUUAUAGGGAGGGUCAGACCAGAGACAACAAAACUGAUGGAAUUUUUUGGGGUACCUGGCAUGACAAGGAUUGGACCUACUCGCUUACCUUUGUGGAAAUGAUGAUUAGGCCCAAAACGUUGUGAGCAUUAAAAAUUUUGCAUUGCGGAAAAUAUCAAAUACCAUUUUAUUAUCUUUUGUAAAUUUGUUUAUGUAAGGACAAAAUUAAUUAAGUUUGGAUUCUAUUGAAUAAAAUAUUCUAAGAGAAACUAAGAAGCCGUACAGGAAAACUACAGUUUUAUGUAAUGAUAGUAUCUAUAAUUUCAAAUAAAGUUUAAUUUUAUAAAGCUCUUAGAAGUCCAACAAAAUAACUGUGUUCU